Molecule: messenger RNA, 1896 nt
Organism: Miniopterus natalensis
Lineage: Eukaryota; Metazoa; Chordata; Mammalia; Chiroptera; Miniopteridae
Gene: TANGO2
Product: transport and golgi organization 2 homolog
Biological process (GO): Golgi organization; protein secretion
Cellular component (GO): Golgi apparatus
Source: RefSeq, a predicted model, not a curated record
CAAGGGUCAGGGCAUUACAGAGCUGAUUCUGUCUAGGUCAGAGAACAUCGCAGGUUCAGGGAAGGUGGUUCUGUUGUCCACUAUUUAGUCAACUCAUUUUUUUCCUUUUCCCACAGACUGUGUGACCCUGUGUGAGCAAAGCCACCCUCAGGGACCCAUGUGCAUCAUCUUCUUUAAGUUCGAUCCUCGCCCCGUUUCCAAAAAUGCAUACAGGCUCAUCCUGGCAGCCAACAGGGAUGAAUUCUACAGCAGACCAUCCAAGGUAGCAGACUUCUGGGGCAACAACAACGAGAUCCUCAGCGGGCUCGACAUGGAGGAAGGCAAGGAAGGAGGCACAUGGCUGGGCAUCAGCACGCGAGGAAAGCUGGCAGCGCUCACCAACUACCUGCAGCCGCGGCAGGACCCAGACGCCAGGGGCCGAGGUGAACUUGUGGCCCACUUUCUGACAACAGACAUGGACAGUUUUUCCUACUUGAAGAAGGUCUCCACAGAGGGUCAUCUGUACAACGGCUUCAACCUCUUAGCAGCUGACCUGAGCACAGAGAAGGGAGAUGUCAUCUGCUACUAUGGAAACCAGGGGGAGCCUGAACCCAUUGCCCUGGUGCCAGGGACCUACGGGCUGAGCAAUGCGCUACUGGAGACUCCUUGGAGGAAGCUGUGCUUUGGGAAGCGGCUCUUCAUGGAGGCUGUGGAGCAGAGCCAGGCGCUCCCUAGGGAUGUCCUUGUCACCAAGCUUCUGGACGUGCUUAACAACGAGGAGGCGCAGUUGCCGGACCCGGCCAUUGAGGACCAGGGCAGGGAGCAUGUGCGGCCCAUUCUGAGCAAGUAUGCGGCUGUGUGCGUGCGUUGCCCAGACUAUGGCACCAGGUAUGGCAGGCUGCUGGGUGCAUCCAGUCCUGUCCCACAAGGAACACGGCCUUACCGGAGCUCUGUGGAUCCCAGAGCUCAACUUUAUCUAGAAGUGGCUGCCAUUUCAGCUUGGGGGGCUGUGGAAUGAGCAGAUGCCAGCUUCCAGGGGUGCUGCUAACUAGUCUCAAAGCCCCUGAGGCUUCCAUUGCUUCUCAGGAGGGGGUCCUAGGCUCCCCCCUGCCUUCUUACACAGCCACAAGGGGCCUGAGAUAGCAUUGGACAUACUCAUGUUAGCAAGUCCCUGUCGGCCUGGAGGUCCCCCUAUCUGGUUCUUCCUUUCACUUGCUCUGUGUCCCUUGGCCUGUCAUGUUCUUUGCAUGACCAGGGUUGGGAUUAGGUCAUCUCAGCCUGGAAUACGGCCUUAUCCCAGGAAAAGUAAAAAUGUCUUGGCUACAAGGUCAAAAUGUCCAGGAGAGAGAAGCUGUUGGCAUGGGUGUCUGCUGUCCUGGCAAAUUCCUUUCCUGCCUCCCUCCCUCCUGGGUGUGAGGCUGGGAGGCCUGGCCCGUCCACGUGGCUCCAUCAGAGGGCAGCCCACAUGCUGUAAUUGGAGGUGCUGGGACGCACAGAGGAGGGUAGGUUGCUGGAGGCUGUUGGUCCAGCCAAGAUGCUGUAGGAGUGCUGCUGCCAUGUGCCUGGUUCACCUGGCCUGGAGGUGGAGCAUGGCCUCAUGUGUAAGCCACAUCUGCCUAGGCUCAGCUUGCAUCAGGUCCCAUGGGCACCAGCCUUGUGUGAGGUGGGGGACCUGCCCUUGGGGGCUCAUGGCCACCAAGGACUCAGGAAUGAGGUGUUUGGGCCAUGACCAGUGCUGACUAAUGUCAGGGUGGUAUCACACAUAUACCUGGUUUUUGGGUUCAGGUAGUUUGAGACUGAGAGAGCCAAGCCCCUUCUAUCCCCGCAAGUGGGAGAGGCUGGGUUAUUGUUGCCUCCAUGUAGUAAGGAGGUGGUUCUCCCAGGAGGAUAUGAGCCAAUCUUGUGGCUUUGCUGAUG